Messenger RNA from Cynoglossus semilaevis (tongue sole), 5434 nucleotides. RefSeq names its product transcription factor COE1. The transcript has 16 exons. Gene Ontology annotation, molecular function: DNA binding; DNA-binding transcription factor activity. Gene Ontology annotation, biological process: regulation of DNA-templated transcription. Lineage: Eukaryota; Metazoa; Chordata; Actinopteri; Pleuronectiformes; Cynoglossidae. The coding region runs from base 1 to 1761 and encodes 586 amino acids. The record is from RefSeq and is a predicted model, not a curated record.
AUGUUCGGGAUCCAGGAGAGCAUCCAGCGGAGCGGCAGUAGCCUGAAGGAGGAGCCGCUGGGAGGCAUGAACGCUGUCCGGGGAUGGAUGCAGGGGGGCGGCGUGCUGGACGCCAACACAGCCGCCCAAAGUGGAGUGGGUCUGGCCCGGGCUCACUUCGAGAAGCAGCCGCCCUCCAACCUGCGGAAGUCCAACUUCUUCCACUUCGUCCUGGCGCUGUACGACCGCCAGGGUCAGCCCGUGGAGAUCGAGAGGACCAACUUUGUGGACUUCAUCGAGAAGGAGAAGGAGAUGAGCGGAGAGAAGACAAAUAACGGGAUUCAUUACCGGCUGCAGCUUCUCUACAGUAACGGCAUCAGGACAGAGCAGGACUUGUACGUUCGACUCAUCGACUCCAUGACUAAACAGCCCAUAGUUUACGAAGGUCAAGACAAGAACCCGGAGAUGUGUCGAGUUCUGCUGACACACGAGAUCAUGUGCAGUCGCUGCUGUGACAAGAAGAGCUGUGGAAACCGUAAUGAGACACCGUCAGACCCUGUUAUCAUCGACAGAUUCUUCCUCAAGUUUUUCCUGAAGUGCAACCAGAACUGUUUAAAAAAUGCAGGGAACCCACGGGACAUGAGGAGGUUCCAGGUGGUGGUGUCCACCACGGUCAGCGUGGACGGACACGUCCUCUCGGUGUCCGACAACAUGUUCGUCCACAACAACUCCAAACACGGUCGACGGGCCCGCAGGCUGGACCCCGUGGAGGGAACGCCGUCUUACCUGGAGCACGGAGCAGCUCCCUGCAUCAAAGCCAUCAGCCCCAGUGAGGGCUGGACCACAGGGGGCGCUACCGUCAUCAUCAUUGGGGACAACUUCUUCGACGGUCUCCAGGUCAUCUUUGGUACCAUGUUGGUCUGGAGCGAGUUGAUCACGCCGCACGCCAUCCGAGUGCAAACGCCUCCUCGACACAUUCCUGGAGUGGUGGAGGUCACCCUGUCGUACAAGUCCAAACAGUUCUGCAAGGGCACACCAGGGAGGUUCAUUUACACAGCACUGAAUGAACCGACCAUCGACUACGGUUUCCAGAGGCUUCAGAAAGUCAUACCUCGACACCCAGGAGACCCCGAGAGGCUGCCAAAGGAGGUCAUUCUGAAGAGAGCGGCCGACCUUGUAGAAGCCCUGUAUGGUUUGCCCCACAAUAACCAGGAGAUCAUCCUGAAGCGAGCCGCGGACAUCGCCGAAGCGCUCUACAACGUUCCACGAGGACACACCCAGCUCUCCGGCUCCGCCCACUCCGGCAUGAUGGGGGUCAACUCUUUCACCGGGCAGCUGUCGGUCAAUGUUUCCGAACCUUCACAGGCCAAUCAGGGUUUCGUGCGCAGCAGCGUGUCUCCACACGGUUACGUGCCUAGCUCCACGCCGCAGCAGAGCAGUUACACCUCCGUCACCAGCAGCAUGAACGGCUACGCUAACAACGCAGGCAUGACCAACCUGGGAGGAUCGCCCACGUUCCUCAACGGCUCUGCAGCCAACUCGCCUUAUGCCAUCGUCCCAUCCAGUCCCACCAUGGCCUCCUCCACCUCCCUCCCGUCCAACUGCUCCUCCUCCUCCGGUGUCUUCUCCUUCUCUCCGGCCAACAUGGUUUCAGCGGCCGUCAAGCAGAAGUCCGCCUUCGCCCCGGUGGUCAGACCCUCCUCCUCCCCUCCGCCCUCGUGCACCACCACCAAUGGGAACGGGCUCCAAGCGAUCUCUGGAAUGAUUGUCCCACCCAUGUAAAGGUGUGAGUACACAAGUGUGUGUCUGUGUGUGUGUGUGUGUGUGUGUGCACGUGUGUGCGUGAGAGCGAGCGAGGUGAACCAAGCACACCCACGUCAGUCCCAGCGGUGGACGUCGGUGGGAGUCGGACUCCGGUUGGAGGCGGACGCCGCCGUCUCCGUCUGAAGGAACAAACUCAACUCAGGCCUUUUUAACGAUGAAGAAAUGCAAGAAAAACAAAAAAAAAAACAAAAAAAAAACAAAACACAAAUGUUUGUGAGAGAACACACACGUUGUUUAGACUUUGUACACCUUGAUGCUUUUAUAGGAGAAUGGCCACGCCUACAACGGACUCUCCACGGACGAUGGAAGUGCUUUUAUGUUGAAGAGAAUCCACUUCCUCUUUUUGGUGUUUGUUGAUUUUUUUUUUCUUCUUUGUUUUUGAUUUGAUUUUUGAUUUUUUUUUUGUGCAACAGUUACGGUGUGAUAAUCAUCUUCUUCGUGUAUAUUCUACCUGAGGGAUUCGCUUUAUUUAUGAAGUUUGGUCAAUAAUGAAGGGAAUUAAAUGUGAAUGUGAAUGAUGAUGAAGACCAUGAUGUUGAUGAAGAGUAGGGCUGAGAGAGAACCUGCGUCAAAUCCUGCCAAACCACACACUCACACACACACACUUCCAUUUGCCAAAGUCAGAGUUGUAAGAACAGUCAGUGCGUUUCCAUGACGACACAGGAAACGGACUCAUCCAGCCUGGAUGAGUCUGGUGCACAGCAGAGCCCAGAUCCAGAACAUAUUGGGAUCUAAUCCCUGACCCUGUCAGUGUCGACUCCUUCACAGCUUCUCCUCCAGCCUGGAGCCAACUGUUUUGGAACUGAGUUUUUGAUCCUCAUUAAAUUUGGACUCGUCCAAGUUUGGAACCGUCCACGGAGCGUCUUAUCUCGACCUGAUCUGAUCUGGACACGUUCACCGGGAAUCUGCUCCAAACCCCCAACCCCUCCCAGCCUGAUCAGAGGAAGUGUUUGGGUUCAUGUCCAAGUGGAGUCCGAUCUGUUCCGGAGACUAAAACACAUCCAGAAAAAAAAAAAAAAAAACACAUGCUAACCAAUUAGAUGAGUUGUAAUUGAACAGAACCAUAUGUUGAGUACACCCAAAUACUGCAGUGGACUUUACUGGAUUAAAAUCAUGCAUCAUUUCUGGGUCAUAAUCUUAGGAAGCGACUAUCUUGCUGACAGCAAACAGCACAUACUGUCACAUGAUCAGAGGUUUCUAGUCAUGUGAACGCACUGACUCCGCCCAGCAACAGCUGAUGGUGUAGGUUCUCUCUCCCUGCAUGUGAAGUUCUAUAUGAAAUUUGAAUUUCUCUGACCUCGAGGUGAGUGACGUGACGUGACGUCAGCCAACAGUGAAAACAGCCAGGAUUUGACCCGACAACCAUCUCUCUUAUUGCCCAGUGUUGUCUGUAACAGUUGGACACCACCAUGUUUGUUAAAGAGUGUGUCUUAAAGACUGAUGCCAUUUUGAUUUUUUUUUUUUUUGGAUUUGUUGUGUUUGAUUUUUGAUUUUUUUUUUUUAAUCACCUUUGUCUUAACUCCCUCUGUUGGUUUGCUGUGAUUUUUAAAUGUGUGUGAUUAGAGAGAAGCCAAUUAGAUGUUGAAGUGAGAAAAUUCGCCAACGGUGUGUCUUAAACUCUGUGCUACAAAAACUGUCACGACAUCCGCCAAAAAAAAUUAUUUUUUUCCAUUUUUCCAUCACCGUUGAGGAUUUCAUUCAACACUUGAUUGUCAAGUAAAAAAUAUCUUAUUUUAAAAAUUCUAAAAAUUUAAUAUUGAAACUUUAAAAAAUAGGCCUUAAUUUCUUUUAUUUAUUUUUUUGGCAAAUUUUUAGCCAUUUUUUAAUGUUAAAAAAGUAAAAUUUCACCAAAAUAUUUAGAUUUGCUUUUUUUUUUCAAUCUAACGAUCACAUGAUUUUUAAUCCUUUCGUACUUUGCAACUAAUUAAAAACAUUUUUUAAAUGAAAAGCCCUCCGUGCCAAAGGGCUGGGAAUGGAACCAGCGACAGGAACACAGAUGGACGUUUUUUUUUUUCUAAUUUUAUAGAACAUUUGUGAUGUGAAUUCCAGAGGAAAUGACAACAAAAAAAAAGUUUUGCACGUGUCCUGGUUCUUUUGUUUGUUUCUUCAUUCACUGACUCUUAAAUCAUAUUUACAUCCCAUUUCUGCGAACUUUUUCCCACACAGAUUUAUCUCCAAAUCUGACACACUGACAGUUUUUGCAGCACAGAACUCGUUGCCAGUGACAUGUCUUAAAUCUGCAGCGUGUUGAAACUCCCUGACGUAUUUUUAUUUUUUAUUUUUUUCGUGAGCGUCACUGCUUCUUCGGCCCUCAGUUUGUGUGAUUCAACAGUCUUAACAAAUGAAAUUCACCGUUGAUUUGUUUUUUUCUGUUCUUUUCAUUUUGAUUUUUGCCAAAACCCUCGUUUGAGUUGUUGAUGCCUAAAAAGUCUUAAACCACAGUUUUCAGCUGUACUGACAAGUCUUACCUCUUUACAAAAAUGAUGAUGAUGAUGAUGAUGAUGAUGAUGAUGAUGAUGAUGAUGAUGAUGAUGAUGAUGAAAGCUCUCCCCCCUCGGUCCGGGCUGCAUCACUUUGUUAGCUCUGUUUUUGGUAAAAAAAAAAAGAAGGGGAAAAAAAAAGUUGAUAAUUUAUUUUAAAGUUAAUUAUUGUUUAAAUAAUUGAGAAUGGAACAUCACUAAAAUCUCAUGUGUUUGAGGUUUAAAUUUUUGGAAAGUAGCGGAAGUUAAAACUGAAAUAGGACAUGACUGAGAUCUAGCCCCCACUGGCCAGAGGUGGUACUGCAUAUGAAACAGAUUUCUGAUUAGUGCGGAAAAUAACACCAGUUUCCACUGAGCGUCAGAUUUUUCCCAUCAGUCCUUUUGAGAAGUAAAGUUCUGUGUCAAAUUCAAAACUUUGUUAAAAAACAUUUGGCCAAAGACCAGAAGUACACGUCCAAUAUUCUGUAAGUCCAGUUUUUUUAAUUUCGUAUCAUUUUACUAAACUAUACUAAAAUUCUGUUUAUUCAAAGCCAUUUCACCUAAAUGUAAAGAUGCCAUCGUUCUCCUUUUGAAGUUAAGUCUCAGUUUUGUUGUCGUGAACUGCGUUAUCAACACGUAGCGUUUUCAUCUUCAUCGGUCGGAUCUUUGUUUGUUUUAUGGACUGUAACAGUUUGACGAAUGAAGGAAAAUCAGUUUUCUCCUACAGCCUUUUUCUUUUAUUUUCUCUUUCUUCUGAUUCUGUAGAUUUUUCCCCGUUUUAAGAAAUGAGCCUAUCUAUUUAUUUGAUCUCAAACCUGGGUCUGUCAGAAUGCGUGUGUCAAUAUAUUUUUUUUUCUGAGAAAAGUCGUUUUUUUUUUUUUUUUUACAUAGUACAUAGUUGUAAUGGCUGUACAGGAAUGAAGGAAGUUUUGGUCGAUGGUGACGUACAGUGAAGCACUUGACCAGCAGCAGUUGAACCAGUUCUGGACGCUGGUCUGGGGUCAGAGGUGGUCGUCAGCGUGAAGGGACAGGAGUCAGAGGAAACUACUGUAAAGAUGAUAAUGUUGAUUUUUUUAUAAUUAUUAUUAUUAUUAUUAUUUUGAACUUUGAAGUGUAAAGUAACUUUUUCGACUCUUCACUAUAUUUAAUUAAAGUUCUUCUCUGUGAAAACU